This is a messenger RNA of Jaculus jaculus (lesser Egyptian jerboa), 3446 nucleotides long. RefSeq names its product ras homolog family member U (gene Rhou). The coding region runs from base 1 to 786 and encodes 261 amino acids. NCBI's taxonomy places the organism in Eukaryota, Metazoa, Chordata, Mammalia, Rodentia, Dipodidae. Gene Ontology annotation, molecular function: GTPase activity; GTP binding. The record is from RefSeq and is a predicted model, not a curated record. Gene Ontology annotation, biological process: small GTPase-mediated signal transduction. The transcript has 3 exons.
AUGGCCCCGCAGCAGGGUCGGCCGGCGCUGCCCCCGCGCUGCGAGCCGCCGCCCGCGCCGCCCGUGCCGCCUCGCCGGGAACGCGGGGCGCGCGGCGCGAGAGGACCCGGCGUGCCCGGGGGCCGGGGCCGGGCGGGCGGCCCCGAGGGGCGCGGCGUGAAGUGCGUGCUGGUGGGCGACGGCGCGGUGGGCAAGACCAGCCUGGUGGUGAGCUACACCACUAACGGCUACCCCACCGAGUACAUCCCUACGGCCUUCGACAACUUCUCGGCUGUCGUGUCCGUGGACGGCAGGCCCGUGAGACUCCAGCUCUGUGACACUGCGGGACAGGACGAGUUUGACAAGCUGCGACCCCUCUGCUACACCAACGCAGACAUCUUCCUGCUGUGCUUCAGCGUGGUGAGCCCCACCUCUUUCCAGAACGUCAGUGAGAAGUGGGUGCCGGAGAUCCGGUGCCACUGCCCCAAGGCUCCCAUCAUCCUUGUCGGGACACAGUCGGAUCUCAGAGAAGACGUCAAAGUGCUCAUUGAGCUGGACAAAUGCAAGGAGAAGCCGGUGCCUGAGGAGGCUGCGAAGCUCUGCGCCGAGGAGAUCAAAGCCGCCUCCUACAUCGAGUGCUCAGCCUUGACUCAGAAAAACCUCAAGGAGGUGUUUGACGCCGCCAUUGUCGCUGGUAUCCAGCACUCGGACUCUCAGCAACAGCCAAAGAAGUGUAAGAGCAGGACCCCAGACAAGGUGCGAGACCUGUCCAAGUCGUGGUGGAGGAAGUACUGCUGCCUGGCCUGACGCUCACGUGGCCGUGGCCGCAGGACACGUGCUCGGGUGCUCGUGGGAGGAGCCCUCAGCGGGUGCCCUCUUCCUCCCUUAUUUCCCGUGUGUGAGCGUAGGGUCGAGAUGCGUAUGCAAGAUGAAUUAAAGGCGUUUGGAUGUAAGUUAAGAUUUUUUUUUUUCUUUUCAAAACUCUGGAAACUUAGAGCUGCAGACCUCUGGAUUAAUUUAUAUCUCAUGCGGGAAGGGCUCUUUGAAGCUGGAUGUCGGGGUGACAUUUUGCUGCGUUGUACAGGACAAGGGGGAGCAUGCCGACUCUCCGCUAAGGGCUAGUGGGUGUCCUGUGCGCAACAUGCGUGCACCAGACACGUGGAGAACAAGUCCCCAGCUCUGAGACCACACAGACCGUGCCUGCUCUUCUACGAGCAGAAAUCUGAGACAACAACGAGGCUUCUGUGCCUACAAAACCUCACAUCCUUCAGUUCUGUCGUUUACUCAGACUCAUUUGCUAAGAUUUUAAAACAACCAAAACACCCCGCUGGCUGCCGGUGCCGCGUUGACUGAAGAGCGCGCUUGCUUACUGGGCCUUUUCGCCCUGUGACCAGUUGUGUGGACACUGUGGGAAGAUAGUUCAGGAGGCGAGCGCCGGCUGCACAUCUCGAAUUUUCUUUAGUGAGUGACUCAUGUUGAGAUUAGUGCUGUUUGCUUUUCGGGCUGGCCUGUCACCAGGCCACCUGUGUUCUGGUGAGGGGAACAGAAGGAGCCCCUGUCUGGUGCUCUAAAGCUUCCAUAUUCUGUUGUCCGUUUGUGGACACCUCGCAAGGCUGUAGCAGACACUUGUGGGGCACAAACCCCAUAAAGUAUGUUGAAAUGUCAUUUUCUGUACACACACACACAACACACACACACGUGUAGAUGGCAGGUUUGCUGCCGGUCAGGCUUUCAGACAGAAAAGCAUGGCCGUAGAACCUGUCAGGAUGGUGUGACUCCUUUUUUGUCACCUUCUCUGAAUGGACAUCUUUUUGUGUUAGUUAUAUCUUAAUUGACACGUUUUUAAGACCAUCUUAAAAAGUGGAAUGAACGUCCAUUGAUUUCAGCACUUUCAGGGCCCGGUGUUGGGGACCAAAUGCCUGCAGGACCAAGCCUGUUCAGCACCUUCUCACUGGGGCAGCUGGAGGAUUAUGUCGUGGCAUGUCCUUUACAGUGGGGCUCUUAAGGCUGACUGUUCUGAGGACAGUCACGUGUCAGGAGAGCCCUUUCCUGGUACAGUGGGCACUUCCAUGACAUCACAGGGGCAGAUACCAAACCAUAGCAUUCAGUUUUCUGUGGGUGAAGCAGUCACCAGCCAGGGACACCUCCAUGUGGCCAGCCAGUCACAGAAUCUUCUCUCUCUGUGGUUUUAUGUUAUCUUUUUUUAUAUUAAAAAAAAAAUCUCCUUUGUGUUUUUCUAUAGAAAAAAAGUAAAAGAUGAGGCUUUACUUCAGGUCGGGGCUUCUACUCCUGCUAGACACUGGGCCUCAGAAUUUCUUUGUCUGACGAAGGUUAAUCACUGAACCUCUAAAAUACAUGGACUGUUGGUGAUUGACUUUUCAGCAAACUGCGAUUGAUGUCAGCCAUAGUUUCCUGACAGCUUCAACGAAGAACACGGCUUUGUUUGUGGAAAUGCUUGUAGCAGACCUAGUUACUGCGCUCAUGCUGCUGUGCCCAGCUGUCUGGAGAGCCAGCCCCCCAGGCUGGGCUGUCUGCCCUGAGUGUGGAGGUGGGGCGGUGGGGGGAAAUGGGGGAGUUAUUUAAUGUUAAAAGCUAUAAUAAAGCAAAUGGAAUGAAGAAUAAGCAAAUCAGCUUUUAAGACAGAUUGCAAACUUGAAAGACGCUUUAUACCAGAGCUGUCAGGCUUCACACACUGUCUCUGGGCCACUGGAGAGAUGGUGUGGAAGAUGCCACGUGACCACGUUCUGGAAGCUUCCCUCUAAGACUUGACAUACCUGGACUGUUUGAGCCACACAUCUAGUGGGUUGGCACUUAAUCUGCAAGUUUUUAAUACGUUGUUACAUUUUUUUUUGAAUCAUAAGGUACGACUGUACUUGUGGUUUCCUUUAUUUUUAUUUCUCUGUGAAAAUAGGGAUUUCAGCUAAGAAAUGUUAAAAAGCAUGUGCUUGAUUGAAAUGUAACCUUGGUUCUCUUUAAAGCUGAAAAGUGGCUGAAUGUACAGCUUGGUGUGAGCUGAUCCUGUGAGAUGUGUGUAGAGAUGCCUCUUUAGUCUAACUCCCACACUCUGUGCCAGGGUGUCCAACCUGUCAACAUUGCGACAUGCCAUUGCCAUCUACAGACGUGUUGCUCUGCAUUCAUAGUUAUCCUGGGACAUAUGUGGUCCACAGGCCACAAGUUGGAAUGCUUGUUGGGUCAAUUUACCUAAAAAACACAUUGUACCAGGCUUCAAAAACUGUCACCUCUUCUUACCACAUGUGUACAAACCGACCUUUAUAACCUUGUUCUCUGCUCAGCAGAUGUGUGAGUGGCUACCCAGCAGUCUCAAGCCAAAAGGGGAGCCCGGCUCCUCCAUAGGUGCCUUACCAAGUUGUGCUUUUCUGUUUCCACGUGUCAAUGAUGUCAGACAGAAUUCUUGUACUUGAAAAUGCUAUAAAUGAAAUGGUAUGAAAUAAAUUUUGACCUGUGGA